Molecule: messenger RNA, 396 nt
Organism: Volvox carteri f. nagariensis
Lineage: Eukaryota; Viridiplantae; Chlorophyta; Chlorophyceae; Chlamydomonadales; Volvocaceae
Exons: 2
Coding region: 1-396 (131 amino acids)
Source: RefSeq, a predicted model, not a curated record
AUGGGCAAACGGCGUGGGCAGGGAGAGCCCCGGGAGGACCAGUAUGGCGAGUUCAGCGUCUCCCAGGACAAGCAGCACUUUUCCGGCUUCAGCAGCGGCAAAGGUCUCACGGGAGGCGGCUCCGCUGGCGGCUCCAGGAAGGGCGGCGACGUUACCUUUCAGCGCCAAGUUCCCAAAUUCCUCCAAAAGUACAGCCACUUAAUGGUCAAGACCGCGGCUGACGAAGACGAUCCCUUGGUGGUGGGCGGCGACGGGAAGGGCGAUCCCCACGGCAAGGGCUUAGGAGGGGAAGCCGGGGAGGAUGCAGGGGGCGAGAAGGAGGAGGAGGACAACAUCGAGGUGAACCCUUUUCCCGGCGACAAGUGGUUUCGGAGGUACUUGCUGUUGGCGCGAUAA